Molecule: messenger RNA, 1409 nt
Organism: Manihot esculenta (cassava)
Lineage: Eukaryota; Viridiplantae; Streptophyta; Magnoliopsida; Malpighiales; Euphorbiaceae
Product: protein FANTASTIC FOUR 1-like
Exons: 2
Coding region: 232-1293 (353 amino acids)
Source: RefSeq, a predicted model, not a curated record
AAGAAGUAGAGACCUUGCUUGUAUUACUUGAGCAUUUAGUUUUCUCCUUUUUUUCCUCCAGCUAGAGAACCUGGCCAUAGUUUGAUCCCCUAGCUAGCAAAGAAGAUCAUGUAAUGUCCACCAACAACGUUCAGAAUUUUACAAGCUUAGAUUAACUCUCUUUACCCGUGUUUAACAGCUAGGGUUUAUUGAAGGAAAUUAAAAUUUUCACUGCUGCGUUUCAUAAAAGCCAUGGAUUUUUACAGUGAAAAGGGUUUUUUUUGCAAGGCAAAGUCUGUAGCUUUAUCUGUUUAUGGAUUCAUAUCAUGGUCAAUAACCUUGCCAUCUACCAUGCAAAUCCAAAAACAACAUUGGCCAACAUCUCCUGGUCUCAAAACCCUAAUUUACUCACCGGAAGAAUCCCCUCAAAACCCAAAUCCUCAUCGUUUCGUUGUCCAUUCUUACAUGAUAUCAUCCUUAUUUUUUCCACCAUCACCAUCUAGCUCCAGUACUUCUUCCUCGUCGUUUCGAUCACUGACCAGUUCCUCAUCGUACUCCUCUUGGUCCUCUAUGUUGGACGAUGUGAUUGGGACAGAGAGUGGUGUUUAUUUGGACUCCAUAAGUGAAGAAGAAACAGAAGCAAGAAUGGAGAAACUGCUGCAGCCUUAUCAUCGUAAUCUUAGCAAGAGAAAUCAGCAGCCGUGUGAAAUGAGGAAGAAAUAUCCACCGCCUAUUCCUUUACUAGCAAGAACAGGCAAUUUGCCUGGUCAUAUGCCUUGGAACUUAACUAGACAUUAUUCUAAUGGAAGAUUGAUCCUUAAAGAACAGAGAGUGAAGCAUCACGAGUACUUUGAAGCAUAUAGAGAAAAUGGCCGUCUCAUCUUGAAUCUUGUACCUCUGGAUGACACUGUUAGAUGUUGCCAUUCCGUUUAUGAUGAAGAAGAGGAGAUAGAGCUACAAGAUCUUGAGCUGGUCGAAGAAGAAGAAACAGAAGAAACUUAUGACAACAUAGAGGAAGAAGAAGAAGAAACAGAAGCAGACGAACAAACUGAAGAUGACAAAUACUUAGAAGAUAAGAUAAACAACGAAAAAUUAAUGGGUGCAGCAUCUGCUUCUUCAGUGCCAAAAUCAAGUUUGAAGAAUGUAAGUGAUGAAAGGCCUGGAGAUGUUCGCAAAUGUCUGACGUAUGCGGGUAGGAAGACAUUGGAGUCUUAUUAUUUGUCUUGCAAUGCAAAUGCUGGUGGCUACAUAGCUCGAUCUGGCUCUGCAGCUACUUUGUCCUUCACUAUUCGUCCAAUGACCACUGUGGUGUAGCUGGAUUAAUUAACUGGGAUUAGUUAAUUACUUAUGAUCAGUACUCGUUAAGUUGGUUUUCGUCUGUUUGUUGUCUUCUAGAGAACUAAAAAAAUUUGCUUUCUCAUAAUAUAGAA